CGUAGGCUCAAGUAGACUUGGCGGCAGCGGGGCUGCGUCUGCAGAGGCCAAGCUGGAGGGGCAAGCACCGGCCGGGGAUCAGGCCUCAGGAAGAGGCCCCUUCUUGGAAUUCCCUCAUGGAGGAAUUGGCUACAGUGUCUGAAUCUUUGGAAAAUAAAGCCUCUUUCGGGAAAAGGAGUGUUGUGAACUUCUAAGGGCCUGAUCAUUAUUGGUGAACUGUUUGAUGUAAAAGACUUCACUCCAUAAUCUACAUCUGCCCUAAUGCUGUCAUCUGGAGUAGAGACUCAGCCAGUUCCACUUGAUUCCUCCAUGUCUGCCGUGGUACAGGAAUUAUACUCUGAACUCCCAGUAAGUGUCUCCAAAGAGCUUCAUGCACACCCUGAGCCAAGUGUGAAUCCAGUUGUAAAGCUUGGAGCCUCUAGCUCUUUUAUAAAUCAGAGUAGAAUAUUGCCCUUGAAGCUUCACAGGACUCAUGCAGAAAGUUAUCAAGAAACCUGUAAGACCUUGGAUCAUGGGGGUGAGCUUGGGUGGUGUGGUUUGGUAGACCCCAAAGUAGGAGAUUCUGUGGCUUCUGGGAUCUUGCAUAGGGAAGAGAAAGCCAAGAGUAUGGAGCUAAAGGUCUUCAGAGAUCAAGGGAACCAAGUGGAAAUUAUGAGAGAGACCUGUGAGGGAGCAAAGGAAGACCUAUGCAAACAUUCUACAUCUGCUGAAGAAAAUAUCAGCACAAGUCAGGAGGACCUCCUGAUGCAGAACAGCAAAGAACUUUUACAUGCAGACCUCCCUGAAGAUUUUCUAAGGAGCAAAGAAGGAAAAGUAUGGAUUACAACUGAAACUCCACUGAAAUCUAUUACAGAUGUACAAGGUAUGAAGGUCAAUAGGACUAAGACGGAUAAUAAUGAAGGACACAAGAAUGGCCAUGUGAGUAAAGGUCUCUCAGCUGGGUGCAGCGAAUACCCAGAAGUAGACAAAAUCAUGACCAGUGGUGAGGUUUCAGAAACCAGAACAUUAGUUUCCUUAGAGCCUUUAACCUUUGUGGACCCUGGAUUAACAGAAGCAACUCCUAAAGAAAAAGAAUGUGGAGAAUUAAAAACUUGUCCUUCUUGGUUGUCAUUAUUACCAGGGAACAGUGCCAUUUCCAAAGUGGACAGUGGGAAAGAAGAAUUGUGUAAAUUAAGCCUUGUCUGUGAAGCAGAUGACAAUCACCAACAGAGUCUGGGCCACCAUAAUGAAAACUGCUGUUCUACAUAUGAUAGUUCCACAGCUAUGGGAAAUGUAGAUGCUGUAAAACCCUUGGAAGAAAAUUAUGAAAUUUCACAUUUCACACCAAGUUUGUCUGAUCCAGAAUCCAGAACAACAUCCUUAGAAAAAUGUGGUUUUGAAAGCUAUGGUUUGUUGAAGAGAUUUGCUGAAAAGACAGACAGUUCCUAUUUUUAUGAGGAUGAUCAAAGCAAGAACUUGGCUUCUAGAGAAGAAAGUGAAGAACAACUUUUAAAUCCCAGGAGUGAAAGAGAUGAACUCUUUCUUAUUAAAUCCAGGCAACCAGAAAAGGAUGCCAGUAAUUAUUGUUCUGGUGAAAAAGAGAGUGUUAAUUCCCCAAAAGAAAAUAUCCACAAUAACUGUUGCAUUCAAGGUAGAACCCAUACAGACAGCUCUAGUUCUUUAAUGCCCAAGGCUUUUACUGAAACCACAGAAAUAAUGUUAAAAAAAAAUGAUUUGAAAAUCACUUCAGAUAUUCAGGGUAGCUUUACAAACCCUGAGGACCAUAGAGAAACUGUUAGUAAUAUGAAGCAUCCAGGUGGACAUUCUGAAGAAAGCAGUUUUUCUUCCUUGGUGCAGAAUGAAGAGCCAGAACAGACAACCACUAAAGAAUCCAGUUUAUUAAGUGAAAAGGUUUAUAAUAAAGACUCUGACUCCUUAGUCAGCAUCCAGAGAAAUCUGGAAGGUGACACCCAAUUAAAUGAAGCAUCAUGUACUGAUUUUCUGUCCAAAAGAAAAUGUCGUAUGACUUUAUUGCCAAAAGAUGAGAUAAGUUCUGUAUGUAAUGAAGUAUCAAAACCUAAGAAAGAUAUUGUUCAGUUACCACCAUCUCUAGAAUUGGAUUAUAGAUCUGAGACAGAAAAAGCUAUACAGACCUCACAUAACAAUAGUUCACAUUUAGAUGAACAGAGUACUGCCCAUGAGAUGAGUGAAUCUUCUGAUAUCAACAAAUUGGUUGUAAACAAAGUAGAAAAUGAAUGUGUUUUAAAUCAAGUGUCCCUUAAUUCUCAAGACCAUGUGAAGUUGCCAACCAACUCCCUACUAAAUAUAAACAGAGAGAUGCCUUUAGCCACAAGCAAAGAUGCCCAACAGAGCCAACAUCCUCCAUUAGAGAAUGGAAGAUCUGUUAUUGCUGAUGCUCAAAUCAUUCCCAUUACAACAAAAAUGAAAGACAUCUCUCCACUAGUUGAAAAAACAUGUGGUGCCUCUUCAAACAGUCCUACCUUAAACGUCAACCCAGGAAGCCUAGAAAGAAGAAAAGAAAUGACUGACUCAGGAACAGAAGAUCUACAUCCUAGGUUCCUCCCAAGUACAAAAGAAGAAUCUGGCUUUCCUCAAGAUGUUUCUGUCACAGAAUGUCAAAAUGUUCAAUCUCAGGAUAUUCUCAGCUGUCAUUGUAUAAGAAGCAAUGCAUCAGAAGAUAACAUGUGUUUUGCUUGUGCUUCUUUUGAAUCCAACAAAAUCAUCCUGAACUCUUCUGUUACAAAAUGUGAAGAUGGGUUUCUGCAUAAUGAUCACCACUCCCAAGGAAUAGAAGACUCCAUGGAAAAUAGUACCCGUAAAUUGAGUUGUACAUCAGAAGAGAGUGAAGUUGAUAGGAGAGAAACUAAAGGUAGACUUCUGGGAAUUAAGAUCAGAAAUAAAGUGACAGCAGGAGUGUCAGAUAGUGGAGCUUCAAACAUAACCAUUCACACCAUUAGUCACAUCAAACCCAAUGAGGAAGGACUAGAAGGAAAAGAAACAGAUAUACCCAAAGAGACAGUGUUUUAUAAAUAUAACAUCUCUGAUUGUGCUACAGGAGAACUAAAUCAAUCUGCAAACAUUCCAAGUCCUGAAACAUUGUUGGACAAGGCUUCUACUAUUAUGUUCUCCAGUUUUAAGAAUAUAAACCAAACAAUUGAAACUCUUGAUCAGAAGAUAAGUGAAGUCCUUGACUGCCACAGUAACCAAAACAGACCAAAUGAGUACAGAGAUGAAAAUAAAUCAGCUGAGGAGGCACGAGAUAGUAACCACAGAGAGACCAACAUAGAUUCUAACAGAGAGGAAAAUCACAACAAAAAAGACCUGAUAGCCAGUUCAAGCAGUAAUAACUCACUGUCUUAUGAUGGUCCAAAAGAAGGUGAUUCAAAAGGAGUCUUUGAAAAUAUUUCUGGCUCUGCAGAGUUCACAGAUGAUAUCAUAGACUUGGUCAAUGCUGACUAUAAUAAAAAGCCUAUGGAAGGCAUGGUAGACAUGAAAGCAUUCAGUACACUUAGUGGUGGUGUAAGGCAAGAUACACUGGCAUCCCAUAAAACCUCAAGGAGUACCUCCUCUCAGAGAGGAGAACUGAAUGCCACAUUUAUAGGAACAAUUAAACAGGACUCAUAUCUUCCAAAUGCUGCUGCUUCUCCAGUGGAAUCCCUUGAAAUGAAAAAAUCAUGUGAGGAGAAAGUAUGCAGAUCUUUAAAAGACUGUGAAAUGGAAGAGUAUUCAGAUUCUUGUGCUCAGGAUAUGGAGUCAGUUGCAGAUCAUGAACCAAAUAUAAAAAUACUGGGUAGAAUAAACAUGUCUUUAAAUUAUAUUUGUCAUGAACACCAAGGUAAAGGAACAUCUCUGAAAGAAACACAAGGAAUAACUGAAGGAUCAGGACUAGAAUUAAAUUCUGUAUUAUGCAAGAAAAUACCCUUUGAAAUUUCCUCAAAAGAUUUGAUGUUUUCUAGAUGCCAAGAUGAGACCUGUGUAUCCCCAGGGAGCAUGAAAUCGAUUGAGAUAAUGUCUUUAUGUCUGUCUGCUCGAGAAAAUUCAGAAACUGAUACUAAGAUUAAAAAAACUGACCUGAAAAAUCUCUUCACACCAAAUGAGAGUGAAAUGCUGUGUGAAACUAUGGAAGACUGCACAGUCCUGCUUGAGAUGAAGGAGGGAGGUCUGAGGGAUAUGAGUAAUCCUAGUGAAAGAGACAGUAUGCAGAUCAGUGUGAAAAAUAAUAUUUGCAAAGAUUAUCACUCUCAGGAGAAUUCUACUGAUAGACAUUCACCUUUGACAGCAACUAAAGUGAAUAGAGAGGAAACUGAAGAUCCUUUGAGAGAUACAUUGGGUCACUUACCUGUCGGGGAGGAAUCUAAAGAGAUGAUUACUGUAAAAGGUGGUAAUAGUGCUAAUUUGAGGAAGACCCACUUGAAAUGCCAAGGCAUGCAUGCUGAUGCUGAAAAACAACAAAGUCAGUGGGUCUUGGACUAUAUGUUGCCAAAGGAAGAGAAACAAGUACAUCAAAAAGGAACACAUAUGGUUUUGGAACAACGCCAAUCAUCUAAUAUGUUGGCUGAUGUGGUGAAAAAUAAGAGCCAACCUAAGGCUAACAAAAAUGAGUCUACCAUGAUUAAAGAAAUCACCCUAUCAAAGCCAACCAAGGGCAACAUUGCCAGACAGUUUCAGAGGUUGGAAGACCCUGAAAAGGAGGAAAGCUUAUGUCAUCCAUUAAAGAAGGACAUUGAGUUGUGCACAGGUCCAUGCCUUCCUGAUGCCCCUCAGAAAGCACAAGACCCCAGGUCUGCUGGGUAUGAUCAAAUACAUGGUGCCUUUGUGAACAUUUCCUGUCAGAAAGGAAUGCUUCCCUUAAAGAAGCAGCCCCAUAGAACAUGUAAGAAAGUUGCCUGUCAUGAGCCAGUCAGCAUGAAGAGGAAAAUAAGUAAAAUCAGAAGUUCUGCCUUCGGAAAGAGUUCCUCUGAUCCCAUCCCCACAAAAGCACACAGACUUCUCAGCUCAUGUGCUGCAUCUGCUUCUGCACGAUUGGAAUCCAAAACAGUACCUACCAAGAGCUUGCUUAGCCACAUACCAAAGCAGAGGACUGUUCCAUUCCAUCCCUUGAGGAGCCUGAAUUAUAGAAAGCCUACCAAAGAAUUAGCCUUACUAAACAAGCUGUCCAUCCUUGCCUCCAAACUAGCCCCAGCCAUAAAAACCCAGAAACUCAGAUAUCGGCGAUGUUCCUCUGCACUUCUUCCAGUGGCUAAAAGCUACAAACGCCUCAGAUACAAAAGGCUUCUAGAUGGAUUUUCAUAUAAUGCAAUGCAGCUGAAUCCACAUUUGGCAGCUAGUGGAUGGAACAAGAGGCCCGACAGUAAGCCCUUGGAACUUCAUUCUCUCGAAGCCAUCAAAAGGAGCUUCAUAGAUUUGAGCAACAAGAUGCCAUCAUUGCUGUUUGGUUCUGAAAUCCUCCCGGUUUCUUUUCAUAUGAAACUAGCCCCUGAUUACAUGACUGAAUCCUCACAGACUUUUCCUGAGCACUGUGCUCCAGCAAGGCUUGCCUUAGGAGAGGCCCCCCAGUGCCCAUCUCAACCUCCCAAGUGGACCUUUUCUUUUUUCUUGUCCCACAGUUGCCCUGGGAUGGCCACAUUCAGGGAAGAUACUGGCCUCCAUAGUCAGGCACACACUCAGGCUUCUCAACAGACUCUAGCUCCUCUCCAAGACUAUGGAGGCUCUUCCAUAGUCCAGACCAGAGCAGACUGCUCUGUCCUUGGCCUUCACACACUUCUUGCACUUUGUUCCCCGGGAUGUUACCGAAUCUGGACAAAAAAACGGAGCUUUUCUAGUCACAUGCCUACCAUGCAGAGGCUCUUCAUGACCCAGUUUACACAGGGCUUGAAAGGGUUAAAGUCUCCAGCCUCCAUAGCAGACAAGGUCUUCUGUUCUCUGCCCUACUCUGUGGGUAGGGUAUUAUCCAUUUGGAGCCAGCAUGGGCCUUCCUCCUGCUCCUUCGAAAUCUCUGCUCUCCAUUCCAAGCGACCACCAAGUCUGGGCACCAUAAGCAGCCACACCAUGUUACCAUAUGUGCCUCUUCCAGGCAUGGAAGUUACAUAUAACACCAGCAGCAGUCAGAUGAGGCUAGAGCCUGCACUCACUGCCUUGGUACCAAAGUCUUGCUUGGUAACAGAACCAGCUGUCAGCAAACUCCUGCUUUCAGGCUCUGAGUUCCAAGUUCCUGGGUUUGAUGAACUGGAUGGUGUGACAGCAGCCUGCCCCCAACCACAGAGCAGCUCUCCGGAACAGAAAGAGGCUGAGCCAGAGAAGAGACUAAAGAAAGUCUCACAGAUUCGCAUUCGGAAAACCAUUCCCAAGCCUGAUCCUAAUCUUACCCCGAUGGGCCUUCCUCGACCUAAAAGGUUAAAGAAGAAGGAAUUUAGUUUAGAAGAAAUAUAUACCAACAAGAAUUAUAAGUCUCCUCCUGCAAACAGGUGUUUAGAGACCAUCUUUGAGGAACCCAAGGAACGAAAUGGUACACUAAUCUCAGUAAGCCAACAGAAGAGGAAGCGAGUUCUAGAAUUUCAGGAUUUUACAGUACCACGAAAGAGGAGAGCUCGAGGUAAAGUCAAGUUGACAGGCAGCUUUACCAGGGCCCAGAAGGCAGCUCUGCAGAGUCGAGAACUGGAUGCUCUUUUGCUACAGAAACUGAUGGAACUAGAGACCUUCUUUGCCAAGGAAGAGGAACAGGAGCAGUCUUCAGGUUGUUGAAACAAAUUCAGAUAAGAGUCUCAAUUUUGUAUGUUUUUGGACCUCCAUGGAAUAGGUCAGCUAAUUUUGCCCUUAGGCCCAAACCACUCAAGAUGUCCAGUCCAUGAAUAUUUACCUAUUUCAAGGUGCAGCCUUUUUAGGAACUGGUAAAGGAGGAACCUCUACUUCUACUGCUGAGUUUAGAACCUCAGGAAUGCUCUUUUCUCCUGGAAAUGGUCCUGAAUGACAUCUGGCCACCUCCUCCCAAUCGCAGGAGGAAGGAGGAAGAAGCCACAUAUCUUAAGCAACACUAGGAUUCCAAGGACUCACAGCAUUUGCACGUCCAAAUGAAAGUUCUGCUUUGUUUACGGUGGUGCUAGAAACAUGGCCUAGGGAGGAGGACCUGGUGUCCUGCCCUGUGUGGUCUCACUGGCUCAUUUAGGUGGUCAAGAAAAGAUGAGCUAUUGUGUUUUCUAAUCAUUUGAGUCUGUCCAGAACCUGUUGGUGUGAGUGUAUAUGAGUGUGUGCGUGUGUGGGGGGCCUUUUUCCAUCAUUUUCUCCCCACUGUGACUGUGGGUCACUAAUGCCAGAGGAGCCCGUCCACGCCCCAAAGUAAGUUGCACUUUUAAUGUUGUAGUGUUGAUUAUUUUCAGUUUCUUUAUUUUUAUUUUUUUUAUUAUUAUUGCUGCAUGUUUGGGGCCUUUAAAUGUGAUUUUUUUUUUUUUUUUAAGACAUUAAGGAGAAAGACAGUACAUGUCUUAGGAGAAUACAUGUCAGGCAUAUGACCCAGUUGAUCAGUACAUGGAGGAAACAUUUUCCCAUUCAUGUGUUUUAAGUAAUCCCUCCCCAUCUCUAACUUCUAGUGUAGCUCAUUUGAGGGGCACUUUUUCCUCUGGGUUCUCAUUCCUGCCCACUAAACACACACAUUUUUUAUUUUUUUUAUUAUUAUUAUUUUUUUAGUGAUAUAAGUGAAAUCAGAUUUCUCUUCCAGUCAUUUAAAAAAAUGCUAAGGUCAAGUGUGGUUUUCUCUCAAAUGUUGGUGUGUAACCAAGUUGACUAUAGCAACUUGGGUGGUGAUAAGAGACCAACCCAGAGUAUUUGCAGCUAUCCAAGCAGCCUGCUCCAGGAGUAGGGAGAGAGUCAGGGUAGUAGUUCAGUCCCAGUGAUCCAUUCUCAUGGUGGGAUUCUGAAAUUCCAUAGCCAACCCUCAUUGAGGAUACCUGGUCAAACCUACUGAAAAUGCUGUCAAAUGCCUGAAGUAGCUGAGUGUCUUGGUUUGUACCUGCAGGAGUCUGGGCAGCAGGCUCAGAAGUCUCAUUCCUUUCCCAAUGAAUCCCUCCCCCCUCCAUCCUUCCCUUAUAGUUUCUUUUUUUUUUCUUUUCUUUCUUUCUUUUUUUUUUUAUUUCCCUCACUUAAAAUAAGAGUUCAGAGAAUCAACUUUCCUUGGCUGGUGAUAUGCUCAAGCCAGCCUCAGGACACUGUUCACCUUUCUUCAUCCUCCUAGGAGCCACUGCCACAAAGCAAUCACUGAUGGAACUGUCAUAGCUCCAGGGACAUUUCCCAGUCAGAGAUGAGCAUCUGGUGCCCUCCUGGAAUGUUGGAUUACUCUCUUAGGAUGUUUUGUUUCCCCAUUUGUUAGUGGGUGGGGAGAUGGGUUGGGGGUUGGGGGGUCUCUAUGUGCCUUUCUUUUGCAGGUUAAGUUUGUGCCAUGCUGGAGCAGAAAAACUGACAAGAACAGGAAAAAAAAAAAAAAAAGGUACCACGUCUGUCAUCCAGGCCCACUGCCUCAGACGUAGCAUUUAAACAAGUGACAUAUAUACCUGGACAUCCACAGAAGAUUCCAAGGCCAUGGCCCAGUAGGACUAGAAGAGCACCAGGGUUCCAUACUGCCUCUGAAUGAUGCUGGCCAGAUUCUGCCAUUCUAUAUCCCCUUUAUCGAGACUGUGUGGACAUGACCUAUGUUUCACUUCAAUACCUCUACCUUUGUUAGACAAGGUUCUUAGCACUCAGUCCCUCUCUGUCAUUUUCCUAGAGAGAGUACAAUGAGUAAUACAUUGUUCCCUUGUACAAACAUGUAGGGAGCUCCAUUGCCAACCACAGCUAAAGCAGUACUGCGGCAAUCAUGUCACCCAGCAGAUGAAAGUUGAGGGGGCACAAAUGUAGUAUCACCAACAUGACAGGCAUAAAAUUUCAAGUUUGCCUAUUAUAGGCAUGGCGCUUGAAAGGUCCUAGAGCAGUGAUUUGAAACAUUGGCAUCUGGGAAUGGAGGACUAGGCUCCUGGCUCCUUCCUUAUCCUGGAAUGUAGGGGAAAAACUGCUCUGAAGCCAACCCUUUCUGUCCUUGGAAUUCUUGGCCUACCCUCACCAGAGAGCCCUAUCCCUGCUCCAAAAAAGGGGUCCCCAUUGCAAUCCUAAAAUUACCUGAAGUUGCUACAUCAGGUUCUAGUAGAACUCAGCCACACCUGUCUUAACAUCCAAUUUUGCUGUUUAUCUAGCCAGCCUCGGGGCUGUCAGUGAUCCUCAGAAUCUGUGGUCACUGACCACAAUGGGAGACAUUAGUCAGCUGCUGGCAUGCCACCUGACCAGGGCCAUAGGAGGUCUAUUGUGCUGGAAGUUGAUAAGAAUUAUGAGUAUGGAGACUUCCCACCCCAAGUAUUGGGAAGCUGCCAUCAGUUACAGUUUAUUCAACUAUAUCACCUCCAGAAGUUUUAGUGUUUUCAUGUUUAUGAAAAAGGAGGAGAAAUCUCAGGUCCAAUCAGGGUUCUGCCCAUCUCCUUUUCCAUAUUUUGAUUUCCAGCUAUACUGGCCUGGACUCCCCUUACCUCCCCUCCUCCUCUUUUCUAUUUCUUUUUUUUCCCCCCCUCUUAGUCUUUUUUCCAACUUCAUAUCUCAAUUAGUUGAACGUACCUCAUACUUUUAAAAGCAGAUUGUUCACUUUUUCUUACCAACCUUAUUCUUAAAAGCUACAGCUGAGGGAGGUACAGUGAAAAGACGUGUAGCAUUUGCCUUACUCGGAGCCUGAAGAGCUCAGAAACUCAUGCUGUGAAUCCCAAAACUCAGUGCUCCUCCAAGAGCUGUGAAAAUCAUGACACUUUGUCACAAUUUUGCCUGAAAGGGUCUUUUGCUUGGGCACCAGAGCCAACCUGAGGUCAAUUUCAGAUUCUAAUCUCUGGGCAUUGACUCCCAGUGGUUCAUCCCCUGCCCACCAGGUAAAAAGCAGUAGCAAGUGUGCAGGACUGUGGCAGCAGGUCCAAGGCUGCAGUACAGCCUAACGGGCAGAGAGCCAUCACUCCCAUCUCCAAGCUGGGAUUCCAUCUCAGCAUCAGUACCAUGUACAUUAAGAUCUGCGAAAGAACAACUUUUGGGCAAUGAUACUUUUCUCCCAUUGCCUGGGGUGGGAGAGGAGUAUGCAGUUGGUGCUUUCUUUAAUACCCUUGUUUUGUUUCUGUAAACUUUUCCCCUGGUAUCAUGGAAAGGACCUCUUAAAUAACCACAUUGUGGGUGGCUAUAUCCAAAGUAUUAAUAAUUGGCCAGAGGUAGGGAGUAUCCUUGCCUGGAUUCAUGCCAGAAGAGGACCCCUUGCUUGAACUGAAUUUCUGUAUAAAGCUGACUAGGGGGAAAGGCUUAACUUCACUAAAAUCACAGUUUAAUAUUACCAUCUAGCCAGGAACAGCAGGAACGUUGACUGUGAAGUGGGGGUCCCCAUGUAGCCUGUCAUUCAGCACAGCAUGCUCAGAUUUGAUGCUUGUUAACUGUCUUCACAAGCCCCUCUUGGUGCUGAAUUGGAUUUGAAUUCUCCAUGAGAGGCCGCAUCUCCUUGAACCAAGGUCUGGGCCAGUAAAUAGCUGCCUGAAGUGUUUCUAUAUUAUCAUGGUCAAUAGUUCAGUGAAAUUUGUACAUUUUUGGUAACAUUGGCAUACAUGAUGCCCCUGCAGUUCCUUUUCUGUUUGGUAGUUUGUGACUCUAAAAUGCCCACUGUUAUGUGUGUUAAUUUAUGAGAAUAAAAAUUUUUUGAAACCUUUCAAAUAACUGUCAGGGCUGUUAGUUUUAUUCUUGUGGUCUAAUACUAGAUUAAAAUUAUGCCUGUAAUGCCA
This is a messenger RNA of Marmota flaviventris (yellow-bellied marmot), 10814 nucleotides long. It is a transcript of the gene Prr14l, whose product is annotated as proline rich 14 like. The record is from RefSeq and is a predicted model, not a curated record. Lineage: Eukaryota; Metazoa; Chordata; Mammalia; Rodentia; Sciuridae.